AUGUCUAUAUUUAGAGCCUAUGUAACUAGUACUCAAUUUUGUAAUUGGCAUUUUUCUCCUUCAGAAUUAGUUAAUCUUCGUUCAGAUUGUAAUACAACUGCUCUUAAACGAUUACAAUCAAUUAAAGAAGUAGAAAUUAAAAAUACCAAUGAAAAUGUAAACAAUACAUUAACUGUUGUUGGAUUAGAUCCUGAUCAAGAAUUUAAAAUUAUUAAACAUUAUGUAUAUUUAAUGAAAAUUUUAUUUGAUAAAUUUACAACACCUCAGUUACCAAAUGAAGUAUAUGGUUUUGCUGCAACCUAUUUUAAACGUUUUUAUCUUAAUCAUUCUGUAAUGGACUUUUAUCCACGUGAUAUAAUGUUAACAUGCUUGUACGUUGCUUGUAAAGCUGCAGAUUUCCCAAUUGGUCUUCAGACUUUCAUUUCGCAUAUCCCUAGAAAUCAAGAGCGAUACAGUUAUCUGGUUCUCAAUUCUGAACUUUUUUUGAUGGAAUCACUGGGUUAUGAUCUGUGGGUGUAUACACCGUAUCAAGCGUUAACUGGAUUUGUUAUCGACUUAGUAGCAUAUCAGAGACGAAUUUGUGGUGCACGUUCUGAUUCCUAUCUUUUAGAGAAUCGAUCCGAUGCUCAGCUCGUUGAUGAGUUAUGUAAGGACGGUGUAAAUUUAAUAAAUUUAUGGUAUCAAACUGACUUGUGCCUCACAGCUCAUCCAAGUCAGUUCGCUCUUGCUGUCCUAGUGGAACUUGGACAUACUCGGCCUCAGUUGGAUGUAGAAGUUUUCGUCAGAGAUGAACUAUGUGGUUGUGACCCAGUACAAAAGUUUAAACAGCAUUCUGAAGAGGAUGAUGGUGACGAAGGAGACAUAAAACCCAAGAAGGAUACCAAAUGUGACCCUGAAACUCGUUGGCAGGAACUGUCUAGUCGUUUAGAUUUUAUCCGUCAAACAAUCGAUGAAUUUCAGUUUAUUACUGACUUAGGACCUGUUGGUGAAGAAGAAGUAAUUUUAGAUGAAUGUCGAAAUCCCCUAUAUAAUAUUGAAUCUGACGAGUAUGCGCAAGCUAAGUCAAAAGCGGAUAGCCUAAUGGCUACGCUUGAAUAAUAGUAAUAGUCGUACCUGUACUGUAUAUAUACCAUGUAUAAUUCACGUUUACUUUUCUGUUUUGGAAAUUGUGUGUAAUUACAGGUUUUAUUCUCUAGUUUAUCUUUUGUCC
Molecule: messenger RNA, 1210 nt
Organism: Schistosoma intercalatum
Lineage: Eukaryota; Metazoa; Platyhelminthes; Trematoda; Strigeidida; Schistosomatidae
Source: the annotation of a GenBank genome assembly